GCGGAAUCGCACUGCCCGCCUCCCGCCUCACGCGGCUCGUAGUGGGCGAAGUUUUGGGGGGGCCUCAGUCGCGACUCCGCGCGAGCCGCAGGAUGGCCCUGAAUGCCGAGAACCGGCCGCAGAGGCAUCCGGAGAACCCAGUUGUCUUCUUCGACAUCUCCAUCGGAGGCCACCCGGUGGGCCGCAUCAAGAUGGAGCUCUUCCGCGACGUGGUCCCCAAGACCGCGGAGAACUUCAAGCAGCUGUGCACCGGGGAGUUCAAGUUGAACAAGGUGCCGAUCGGAUACAAAAACUGCACCUUCCAUCGGAUCAUCAAGGAUUUCAUGAUCCAGGGUGGCGACUUCGUGAAGGGCGACGGCACAGGCAGUCUGAGCAUCUUCGGCGAGCGAUUCCCCGACGAGAACUUUGUGCUGAAGCACGACAAGCCGGGGCUGUUGUCCAUGGCCAACAGCGGCGCCAAUUCCAAUGGCUGCCAGUUCUUCAUCACCGCCAACAAGUGCGACUGGCUGGAUAACAAGCACGUGGUCUUUGGACAGGUGCUGGACCCAGCCUCCAUGCUGGUGGUCCGGAAGAUUGAGAACGUGGCGGUGGGCGCCGGGAGCAAGCCCCGCCUUUCCGUGCUCAUCACCGAGUGUGGGGAGCUCUGAGCCGCUGUUCCUAUGAGGUUUGCUGGGACAGUCCAGCGUGCAACACCGGCGCGAAACGGGGC
Molecule: messenger RNA, 709 nt
Organism: Effrenium voratum
Lineage: Eukaryota; Dinophyceae; Suessiales; Symbiodiniaceae
Source: the annotation of a GenBank genome assembly